Molecule: messenger RNA, 1557 nt
Organism: Aspergillus viridinutans
Lineage: Eukaryota; Fungi; Ascomycota; Eurotiomycetes; Eurotiales; Aspergillaceae
Gene: adaB
Product: chromatin-binding transcription regulator ADA2
Exons: 3
Coding region: 1-1557 (518 amino acids)
Biological process (GO): regulation of transcription by RNA polymerase II; chromatin remodeling
Cellular component (GO): nucleus; SAGA-type complex
Molecular function (GO): zinc ion binding; transcription coactivator activity; chromatin binding
Source: RefSeq, a predicted model, not a curated record
AUGGGUGUAAUACGGAAAAAGACCGCCUCACGCGGCACCGAAGCAGGCACCAAGUAUCACUGUGAUAUCUGCUCGGCAGAUGUGACGGCGACGGUUCGCAUAUCAUGCGCCCAUCCCGCCUGCCACGAAUACGACCUCUGCGUCCCCUGCUUUGCGGCUGGUGAGAAAUCGAAAAAUCAUGACCCUUCCACCCAUCCGUACCAGGUCAUCGAACAGAAUUCGGUUCCCAUAUUUGAAGAAGACUGGGGCGCCGACGAGGAACUACUAUUAUUGGAGGGUGCAGAGAUCUACGGAUUGGGAUCAUGGGCGGACAUUGCAGAUCACAUCGGCGGAUAUCGCACAAAAGACGAAGUGCGCGAUCACUACAUCAGGACGUACAUCGAAAGCUCUAAUUUUCCCCUACCCGAACGAGCGGAUCCCGAAGAUACGAGCCUACAAGAUUCUGUUUCCAAGGAGGAGUUCCAGGCCCGCAAGAAGCGACGCAUUGAAGAGCGCAAGGAAGCGGCCAAGGCGGCUCCUCCAACGACGCCCAAGCAAAAACCUACUGCCAGUGUACCAGCUUGCCAUGAAGUGCAAGGCUACAUGCCUGGUCGAUUGGAGUUCGAGACAGAGUUCAUGAACGAGGCCGAAGAGGCGGUGCAACAUAUGACCUUCGAACCGGGCGCUGGAGAGACGCCAAAUGGGGAGACGGAUGCGGAGAUGGAACUGAAGAUGACCGUGGUUGACAUCUACAACUCGCGUCUGACUGCGCGGACGGAGCGGAAGAAGAUUCUGUUCGAACAUAAUCUGCUGGAAUACCGGAAGAACACGGCGUUGGAGAAGAAGCGCACCAAGGAAGAAAAGGAUCUGUUGAACAAGGCCAAGCCAUUUGCGCGGAUGAUGAACCAUGAGGACUUUGAGGAGUUCAACAAGGGCCUAGAGUACGAGCACAAUCUUCGGUUGGCCAUUGCGCAGCUGCAGGAAUGGCGCCAGAUGGGUAUUGGCGACCUCAAGGGCGGAGAGAAGUAUGAGCAAGAGAAACAGCAGCGCGCGCAAAGACUCCUGCCGCAGGGAUCGUUUGAUCGCUUCGCCAGCACUCGCCCGAAGCAGGCGCAGCAGCCUGAGCAGCCGUCCGCGGCCAGUCAACUGACAACACCCGAGCUUCCUCUGCGCUUACAAAAAGCCUCAGGUGCAAACAAGGUUCCCGAGCCGACCAGCGUCCCCCUGAACGAUUUCGACCGGGCUUUCGCCAGUAAUGGAGACGGACUGAGUACGCCCCAGCCCACCAAAACCAAGUUUGUGGUGCAGCCACUGAACGGAGUGAUUCCGUGGAAGCUGGAGAAUGAAGGCGCCCCGGAUCUGCAUCUCCUGACCAAGGAGGAAGUGGAGCUCUGCAAUGUACUUCACAUCCAACCCAAGCCAUACCUGGUGAUCAAAGAGACGCUGUUGAAGGAGGCGAUGAAACAAGGGGGAAGUCUUAAGAAGAAGGAUGCACGGGCUAUUUGCAAGAUCGAUACUACGAAAACAAGUCGAAUUUACGAUUUUAUGGUGCACAGCGGAUGGAUCAACAAGGCAUAA